Molecule: messenger RNA, 3739 nt
Organism: Ostrinia furnacalis (Asian corn borer)
Lineage: Eukaryota; Metazoa; Arthropoda; Insecta; Lepidoptera; Crambidae
Gene: AP-2mu
Product: adaptor protein complex 2, mu subunit
Exons: 13
Coding region: 156-1478 (440 amino acids)
Biological process (GO): intracellular protein transport; vesicle-mediated transport
Cellular component (GO): clathrin adaptor complex
Source: RefSeq, a predicted model, not a curated record
UCACUAGCAGAAACACUAUUGACGUUUCAUUUCGGGGGCGGUAUCAUUUUAUUUCGAUAGAAAAAUGGAAAUAAUUAGCGUACUCUGUAUGCAGGAUAUUAUUUAGAACCGUUUUGUACCUGAUGACUGACCGUAAAGGACAAUAGGCAUCCAUCAUGAUUGGGGGCCUAUUCGUGUACAACCACAAGGGCGAGGUGUUGAUCUCGCGGGUGUACCGCGACGACAUCGGCCGGAAUGCUGUGGACGCCUUCCGAGUGAACGUCAUCCACGCGCGCCAGCAAGUGCGCUCGCCGGUCACCAACAUCGCUAGGACUUCAUUCUUCCACAUAAAGCGAGCCAACAUCUGGCUGGCUGCAGUUACCAAGCAGAAUGUGAACGCUGCCAUGGUGUUCGAGUUCCUUCUGAAGAUCAUCGAUGUCAUGCAGUCCUACUUCGGAAAAAUCUCCGAAGAGAACAUCAAGAACAACUUCGUUCUGAUCUACGAGUUGCUUGAUGAGAUCCUGGACUUUGGAUACCCUCAGAACUCAGACACUGGAGUCCUGAAGACAUUCAUCACUCAGCAGGGCAUCAAGUCUGCCUCCAAGGAAGAACAGGCACAGAUCACCUCACAGGUGACUGGUCAGAUCGGCUGGCGACGCGAAGGCAUCAAGUACCGGCGCAACGAACUGUUCCUAGACGUUCUUGAAUACGUCAAUCUGCUCAUGUCGCCGCAAGGUCAAGUGCUGUCAGCACACGUGGCAGGCAAGGUUGUAAUGAAGUCUUACUUGUCGGGCAUGCCUGAGUGCAAGUUCGGGAUCAACGACAAGAUCGUCAUGGAGGCCAAGGGGAAGGGCAACGGUGGCAUCUCUGGCAAUACGGACAGCGACCCGGCGCGCUCAGGCAAGCCCGUGGUGGUGAUCGACGACUGCCAGUUCCACCAGUGCGUCAAGCUCAGCAAGUUCGAGACGGAGCACUCCAUCUCUUUCAUACCGCUCGACGGGGAGUUCGAGCUCAUGAGGUACCGCACGACGAAGGACAUCUCGCUGCCGUUCCGCGUGAUUCCUCUGGUGCGCGAGGUAGGCCGCACCAAGAUGGAGGUCAAGGUGGUGCUCAAGAGCAACUUCAAGCCUUCGCUGCUGGGACAGAAGAUCGAGGUGAAAAUCCCGACGCCACUAAACACCAGUGGCGUGCAGCUCAUCUGCCUCAAGGGCAAGGCCAAGUACAAGGCCUCUGAAAACGCCAUCGUGUGGAAGAUCAAGCGCAUGGCGGGGAUGAAAGAGACGCAACUAUCGGCAGAGAUCGAGCUUCUGGAAACGGACACCAAGAAGAAGUGGACGCGCCCGCCCAUCUCCAUGGGCUUCGAGGUUCCUUUCGCACCUUCAGGGUUCAAGGUUCGAUACCUGAAGGUGUUCGAGCCCAAGCUGAACUACUCCGACCACGACGUCAUCAAAUGGGUGCGCUACAUCGGCCGCUCCGGGCUCUACGAGACCAGAUGCUAAGGACUACCGGCUAACGAUUCUGCCAGCGAAAGGACACGUGGCGAGCGGGAUUCAGCAGUAAUGGCAUGUUACAUAAUACUAUAGUUUUGUAUAUAAUUUCAAGUAAUUCUGAUCAACUUCGAUACAUGAGAUUCCUUUUAAAAGAUUUUAUUUUUCUAUUUUUAAAUGUGAUUUUUAUUUUUCUGCUACUCUAUGGAUAUCAGUAGAAGGUAACUCGACAAAUCAAUCUGCUUUUUCUAAUUUGUAUCAAACGUCAAAUUCCUGGUCCGAAUGGCCUCAAAUGUUUUUUCUAAGUAGUUGUUUAGAUUUUUUUAUUAUGAUAUUGGAAAGCCGAUUCGAUUUGUCGAAAUAUUUUAAGGUAUUUUACAUAAAUUGUGUUAUGUCAAGGCGUCAUACGUAUUAUAGUUUUUAUUUUUUAUUCGUGUUUCAUAUUUGUAUAGCGUAAGGUACAGUUUACACUUAGCAGGUGCUUAGUGUUUGAUUUUGAAUACAAAAUAUCCAUUCGAAGGUUUCUUCGCAAUUUUAAUUGUUAUAAAAAGUCCGUUUACUCUUAGACGCAGACUGGAGCUGCGCAUUAUGGAAUGCUGGUCACCAACCGAACAAAGAAAUGCCAAACUUUCUGUAUUGAUUUUGGACCUUAUUCUAAAGGUAUUAAGUUUCAAAUUCAUUGGGAAAGUUGGUCAUUUUGUGAUGACUUGGUAGCGACAUCCUUUGUAUUAAAAAUACAUUCCCAUAAAAAAAAUAACUAUCAAAUAUUUGUAAAAACUUAAAACAUAUUCCACAAAGUGGAUUUUGUUAGACCAAGGAGUGAAUGACGUCAUAGUCUAUGGAUAGUUUAUGACUUUCGUCGCAUCAACUGUGGAGUUCGGACCAAAUAUCACGUGAUCAAAGUCAAGUACUAGGUGCUUCACAUUCGUAUUCACAAACGAUGCUUGCUUAAGUGAAGCAGCAAAUCGAAUUCACAGCGUUGAAUAGAGCUCUGUGAUUGGUUCGUGUGUGACUCUGUGCGUCCACGUGCACUGUGAGACCUCAUAGUAAUGUUUGUGAAUACGGGCUUUAGUUGUGGUGUCACAUACUUGUAUUGUAAUACAUUAAUGCCACAUCGAAUCUCAUUAUUUUAAUGUACUAUUACGGUUUUGAUGUUGGUUUUAGGCACAAAACGCAAAUCGGUAGAAAAGUUUGUUUCAUAGCGCAAUUCGUUUUCGAAAUUAUUUAUUUGGACAAAGAUAUUUGAAUGUUAGUAAAGGACGGCGCAUACUUGCGAUUUUUAUUGACUUUUUUAUCAAAAAAUCAUUUAAAUGUAGUAAUGCUCAAUUGUUUUUUCUAAACAAACGGCAGCUUACUUUUAUGAAGUUGUUGAUCAACUAAAACUAUUUAUUUUAUACAAUGAAAUUACACGUAUGCGCUAGAUGUAAUGUUUAGAAACGAUCGUUCUUGUGUAGUCGCCCUAAUAUGGUAAAUAACUAAAUAAUAUGACAAUGGAGUGCGCAGAUUUUCUUAUUUACUUACAACAACUUAUGAAAUAUUUGAACGGCAGACCAAAAAGUAUUAAUUGUAUAUUAGGAAGCGUAGACUUUAUAUGUUGAAUAAAAUUAACAAAUUCGAUAUUAGGUUUGCUGUCACUACACAAAUUGUCGUCAUUGAACCAUAACUAACGCCCUACUACCUCUGUAGUUACUUUAACUACUCAAUUUAUUUUACGACCUACACACGUAGUCUAAAAAUGUGCGUCCUAUGUCCAAAUCAUGACCAAUUAAUAAGGUCAAACACCUUACCAUUCCUUAGGAUUAGACCUCCCCUUUAUACAGGGUGUAACAGACAGUCGACAAAAACCAAAAAUGAGUUUAAAUCGUGAUUAUUUUUAAACAAAAAGCGUAUCUUAAUUCCUAGAACGACGACUAAUAAAGUUAUCAUAGCAAGUUCAAAAGUUUCAUGAUUUCACUCAUAAGUUUUUGUCAACCUGUCCUACACCCUAUAUGUAUGUAAGUAUGGCAAGUAUACAUUAUUUAAUUUGAAUAUAUCACUAUCGUAACAUGGAGUAAUAUAAUAUUAGCUAUAUAGUAUAGUAAAUAAUGCUUGAUACAGUUUCCUUUCUUGCAAUAUCGGGAUAUCUGUCAUCUUCAAUACAUCGGUUCAAACGUUUGUAACAUUAUGUAUGGGCCCGUCUGUCGGGGUGUAUAUUGUAAGUGCAUGCUGUUAUAGAAAUGCUUAUAUUGUAUCGUGUUACAAAAAGAAUAAUGUACAAUAAAUGAUAAAAAAUA